CUAAAUUUCUGCAGUAAGAGUGUUUACAAAUUGGUAAAUUUGAGAUAAAGUCUUGGCUAUUCGAGGCACAUAACCUUGAAUAUUUUUUACAAAUGUAGUGAUAACAUAUAAUUAAGCGAGUGAUGGAAAGCAGAAAGAGCGGAAUUAGGGUCAAAAAAGAACCAAAAGAUGCUUGGUCAGAUGCAGACCACAAUAAUAUUUUCGAUUCAGAAAAUUCUAACGAAGCCAAAAACUUUGAAACAAUGCCGUUCAAUAAAUUACCAGAAAAGUUGGGUGAUAAUAUAACAGUAGAUUUUGAGUGCAAAUAUGUUAAACCUGAACUAUCGACAAACAUCUGCAAAACCGAGUAUCAGAAUUUUCAACCGAUUUUAAAAAUGGAAAAACAAAUACUGACUGAUUAUUUAAAUGAUAAAAAUCAGAUAAUUUUGAUUAAAAAAGGAUUCGAUUACGAAAAUAACUGUCAAUUAGAAAAAAAGUCCCAAUUAAAUCUAGAAAAAUCCGAGGAGAUGAGAUAUUUAUGAACGGAACUCAAAACAAAUUAUCUCAUGAAUAUGAAUUGGAGCGAAACACUUAUGAAAGGGAAGCGAAUCUAAAAGAGCGUGUCAGCACGACACACGAAAGAAUUAAACAAAAUAUGAAUGUGAAAUUUGUCAUAACUCAUUUAAAUAUCGAAGAUACCUCAGGAAACACAUAAUUGAAGUUCAUGACCAGAACAAACCCUUUGAAUGUGACAUUUGCCAUACAUCAUUUAGACAGAAAGGUUACCUCAACUUACAUAUAAAUUCAAUAUUUAAUCGAAGCAAACCUUUUGGAUGUGAGAUUUGUUGCAAAUCAUUUGGACAAAAAAGUAAUCUUGCAUCUCACAUCAAUGUAGUACAUAAUCGUAGUAAAUCCUUUGAAU
Trichogramma pretiosum is the source of this 901-nucleotide messenger RNA. RefSeq lists its product as uncharacterized. The coding region runs from base 123 to 521 and encodes 132 amino acids. NCBI's taxonomy places the organism in Eukaryota, Metazoa, Arthropoda, Insecta, Hymenoptera, Trichogrammatidae. The record is from RefSeq and is a predicted model, not a curated record. The transcript has 3 exons.